Molecule: messenger RNA, 1283 nt
Organism: Asparagus officinalis (garden asparagus)
Lineage: Eukaryota; Viridiplantae; Streptophyta; Magnoliopsida; Asparagales; Asparagaceae
Product: ribonuclease H2 subunit B
Exons: 12
Coding region: 185-1024 (279 amino acids)
Biological process (GO): ribonucleotide metabolic process; RNA catabolic process
Cellular component (GO): nucleoplasm; ribonuclease H2 complex
Source: RefSeq, a predicted model, not a curated record
CCGUUCGGUGUAAGGGUUCCCGCGAAGCCCUAAUUCAUUCUCUCGCCAAAAAAACCCGCCUUUUUCUUCGAAACUCAUCGCGAAGCCGCCGCCGAGGCCGACCCCAAUUUCUCCGGCGAGAGGAUCGCUGCCUUGGAUCGCACUACACCGCAUUCCAACUUCUCAUUACUUCUAUUUUCGACAGAUGACGAGCAAGAUUUACAUCAGCAAAGUGGAAUCUAUAAAUGAUGGGGAUGAUAAAACCGCGGCUGCAAAUGUCGAAAACAUAAUAUCUCUGCGCCAUCCAAAAUCGGACGCCUCGGCAUCUUAUGCCUUCAAAAAUGGGUUGCUUCAGGAGCUGCACUGGUUUAAGCAGUCGUAUGGCUCUUGGUUUUUAGGUGAUUAUGUUUGUGAAGAUGGCAGCCUGUAUAUUAGCACUCCUGUUGAUCCUAUUUUCAUCCUCUUACCAAUUUUCGCUGACGCUCGUAUGAAGAGGGGAACUGAUCUAGGGGUUUUUAGGCAAUUAGAUGAAAUCCUAUACAUCGAAGGAUAUCCUGGCUAUCGACGCCUGAUGUCCAUGGCAGAGGACUCAAUGCAUUUGGUUUGUGAAGUGAAAGAGGUUGGUUCAUCAAAGUUCUUCAGGCUUGAUGACUCAAAGGUUUUAUCAUGGCUAUGCUGUAAGGUAGUCCACUUAAAAGCGUCACUGGCAAAACUGGACAAAAAUUAUGCCAUUCAAGAUGAAAGGGAAACUUUAAAAGAAAUUGUCUCAAUAUUGGGCGAAUACCUGAAGGAUGAGCCAUGGUUGACCCUCUUAUGCAGCCAUUUAAAGUUGAACUGGCAGGAAGCUCUUCAAAAUACUCCCAGGAACGAAAAAGAACCAGGUUUCCUAGAGGACACUCCAAUGCCCUCUCGUCCUCUUUCAGGAAAAGUCGAUACUGCAAAGAAAAAAUCAAGUAAUGCAAAACAAACCAAAAAGCUGAAAGCUGAAACCGACUCUCAGAAUAUAAAGAAUAUGUUUCAAAGAGUCACUAGGAGGAGAAGCUGAACGAAGAUGAACGAGGGAAGCUAUAUGUUAGUGUUCUGAUACUUGUUUUAAGAUGCUCUUCCCUCCAUGCUGUAAAUUUCUUUAUGUUAGACUAAUUGAAAUAUGUUAUUCACUAUAUCUGUAAUCUGGCUUGAGAGCUCUUAACCGCAACAAAGUUUUCUUAUACUUAACAUUUGAUUUAAGUGUAGUCCAUAGCAGAGCUUGCACACAUAGAAUUGUACUGGUAAUGGGAUAGAAAUUAUGGGCAAAAUUGAUAUGA